Molecule: messenger RNA, 4212 nt
Organism: Saccostrea cuccullata (small rock oyster)
Lineage: Eukaryota; Metazoa; Mollusca; Bivalvia; Ostreida; Ostreidae
Product: E3 ubiquitin-protein ligase TRIM37-like
Exons: 22
Coding region: 253-3084 (943 amino acids)
Biological process (GO): negative regulation of centriole replication; protein autoubiquitination
Cellular component (GO): peroxisome; aggresome
Molecular function (GO): zinc ion binding; ubiquitin protein ligase activity; tumor necrosis factor receptor binding
Source: RefSeq, a predicted model, not a curated record
GAAAGAAAAAUUACGGAUGUUUUGAAAACUCCUCUAAACUUCCUCGAGUACAAUCUUAGAUGCCUUUUGAGGGAUAAGAAAGAACAUCCAAGAAGGCAAUUGAACAAAUACGUUUACUGAAAACAAAAAUAUCAAAGCUGGCGGUUGAAACGGCCUUGACCCCAGUACUGUUUUAACAAGUUCUUGCACAGUCAACGAUUGCUCACCAAAACACAAUGGUGUUUUGUUGACAACAAUGGAAUACACGUGAGAAUGGCAUCUGGUGGCAGACAAGAAAGUAGACGACUAGAAGACUCAACAAUGGAGAGCCUUGCUGAAGUAUUUCGAUGCUUCAUUUGUAUGGAGAAGUUGAGAGAUGCACGGUUAUGUCCGCAUUGUUCCAAACUCUGCUGCUUCUUAUGUAUACGGAGAUGGUUAACGGAGCAAAGAUCACAAUGUCCACACUGCAGAGCCUCUCUCCACAUUCAUGAGCUGGUCAAUUGUCGCUGGGCGGAGGAAGUGACUAACCAGCUAGACACCCUUAAAGACUGUGCUCCCUCCCCAAAGAAAGAGGACUCCGACAAGGACAAAUGUGACGACCACCAGGAGAAACUGAGUGUAUAUUGCUGGACCUGUAAACAAUGCAUUUGUCAUCAGUGUGCAUUGUGGGGAGGAACGCACUCUGGUCAUACAUUCAAACCUCUGGAUGAUGUCUAUAAUGAGCAUGUGAAGAAAAUUACAGAAGAACUGAACCAGCUGAAACGUCGUCAUGUAGAGCUCAUUAGUCUGGUGCAGGAUGUGGAACGCAACAUAGAGGGGGUAAAGACUGCCAAAGAUGAGAGAGUAAGAGAAAUCAGGAAUGCUGUGGAGCUGAUGAUUGCAAGAUUGGAGACUCAGCUCAAGUCCAAACUUCUUACCUUAAUGGGCCAGAGAGGGCAAGUGACCCAGGACACAGAAAAGUUAGAGACUCUGAUCCAGAAGAUGAACCAGAAGCUGCUGAACAGUGGCAAGAAUGAACUGAUCGGCCAGAGCACUGAACUUCUACAGAUGUUCAAACAGUUCCACUGUAAACCCAUGGCCUCCUUUGUUACUGCUCCAGUACCUGCAGAUUUUACCAGUGAGAUAGUCCCCCAGUAUGACACUAGUACUUUUGUGAUGAAGAACUUCAGUGUGUUACAACAGAGAGCUGACCCAGUCUACAGUCAGCCAUUACACGUGUCGGGCCUCAGCUGGAGACUCAAAGUCUAUCCUGAUGGCAAUGGAGUGGUAAGAGGAAAUUACCUGUCAGUAUUCCUAGAACUGUCUGUUGGACUCUCUGAAAAUUCCAAAUAUGAAUACAGAGUGGAGAUGGUCCACCAAGCCUCCAGAGACUACACAAAGAACAUCGUUCGGGAAUUCGCCUCGGACUUUGAGGUGGGGGAGUGUUGGGGGUACAACAGGUUCUUCCGCCUGGACCUGCUGGCCAGUGAGGGUUACCUGGACACAGACACCGACACCCUGAUCCUGAGGUUCCAGGUCCGACCCCCCACGUUCUACCAGAAGUGUCGAGACCAGCAGUGGUACAUUAAUCAGCUGGAGUCCACUCAUACUCAACUGAUCAACCAGAUCACUGAUCUCAAAGAGAGGUUACUCCUGCUUGAGAUGUCUAGAAACUCAGGGUCCGGCAAAAAGGGUGGAGCAUCAGCUGAAUCCCCCCUGCCAUUGAUAGAUCCCCAGGGCAGUGGUGAUGGAAAUCUUACUCAGCAUUCCAUUCUGUAUCCCAAACCAAUCCAUCCAAACUCAGGCUCUGAGAUCGAGAUCGAGCUGUGCGAAGAAGACCAUACAGCAAAGGAUGACAGCUCAACCUCUGGAUCAAUUGAUGAGAUAAGCCAGUAUGAUAUAGAGGACUGUGAGCAUGACAAUGACCAAGGGGCAACAGAACACAACGACGAAAAUGACAUCGACGAGGAGACUAUGUCUGUAGACAAUGAUGUGGAGAAUAAUUGGGAGAACAACUUGGACAGAUUGGGGGCUCAUAGUUACACCCCCACCAUCCCUAACAUUACAGAUAACAGUGCUGUAGAUGAUGAAGCAGUCCUAAUGCAGUUUUUACAAGAACAUUCUAAAUAUGACAACACUUGGUGUGUUGGAAAUGAUGCUGCAGGUGAUGGACUCAGUUCUGACUGGUUGGACAAUGUCCUGAAAUUCACUAAAUCCUGCAGUAACAGCAAAGAUACAAAGGACAAGGACUCCAAGAAGGAUCCUGCCAUCAAACCUAAACCUCCUGCCAACAAGCCUGCCAUCCCAGCCAAGCCUGCCAACGCCUCUGCCACCGCCUCCAAGCCACCACCGCCCACCACGGACUACAUGCUGGAACACAUACACCAGAGGUUCACAGAGCUGGCGGCCUCCACUCUGGCGGCUGCCAGUGGUGCUGUGACUAGUGAGACAGAGGCUAGGGCCAUGGUCAAAUCAGACAACAAAGACAAAAAAGAAAGAGUGCAGAUUCCAUCCAUGGAUCUCUCAACAAAUGAUAAAGGAAGCAAACUUAAAGGAGAGAAGGAAAAGAAAAUAACAAAUACAUGUAUAUCCUCCUCAGAUUUAGAUGGAGUUCUUGGCCUUGACUUGACCAGUGCCUCCUUAGAACAGGAGACUUUGUCUGACAUAUCAUUGGAUGACAUUCCAUCUCCCCAGCGGUACCAGUCCCAGCAGCUAGCAACCGCCAUUCCACACAGUCCACCUGAUCAAGGAGGAAGCAGAAAGAAAAGACUGGUUAUAACCAAGAACAAGGUUUCUACAGCAGCUUCUGGAUCUCAUAAAGACCAAGGAAUUCCCUGGGCUCUGAAUUUUGUAAAAAAGGUGAACAAAUCUGAGCCAGCCAUGGAGUCAAAAGAUAAAGGAGGAUGCACAGUCACUGUGGGGUUGUCCUCUGUUGUUGUUGAUAACCAUAGUAACGGUAAAGAGGGCUCUCAGUUGCCUAGCAGUAGUGCUUCAGGAGCCAACAGUGAUCACAACACAUCGUCUGAUUCAUCAUCAUCCAGUUCUGGUCCUCUUGUGGAAUUCAGUUCUCAGGCUGCUGCCAAGGAAGCCAGGUCAGAGAGUGGUGAUGAUGCAUCUGUGGUAUAACUAUUCAGCAUCCGUUCCAUGUCACUCAUCUAACAAGGUUCAUAUUACCUCAGAGACAGGAAGACAAGAUUUAAAACUGACAAUUAUUGCCACAAAGAAAGCAGGAGAAACAAAGGAAAUAUUUCAUAUUUAGUUUUCGUUGAAGUGAUAUCUGGGUUUCAUUAAAGUGAUAUUUGACCUUCACUAAAGUGAUAUAUAUAUCUAGUCACGAUGAUCAUAUCAGGAAAAUCGCCAUGCUUUUUUUUUUUCAUCAUAUGUGUUGUACUUGAAUGAAGUGGAAUUUUUUCAAUCAUUCUAAUGAGAACUUUAUGUGCUGCCAUGGUUGUAUGUUUUAAUAGAUUUGUUAAAUCUUGAACUAUAUUUCUAUCCUCUUGAAGUUCAAAUGAAGUCAGUAACAAAGGAUUUCUAGCAGAGGUCAUGUUUUGCAUGUACUUUUAUAAAUUUUCUUAUUAUUUCAAGGAAUAUUUGCUCAAGGUCAGUUGAAGAGAAAGUUGAUGCUGUAAUUAUCGGUACUGUUCAAAAAUAAGGGAAAUAGAGUGUGGCAUUUCAAGGAAAGCAAAGUGAUUGCAUUUGUUAAUUUUAAUAUGAGUCAUAUUAUCAAUGUGAAUAAUUCUAACUAUAAUGCUAAAGUUACACACACAGUAUUGAAACUAUUGUCUGACUAUCAUUUCAUUGCAUUUUUGUCAGGGGUAUGUAGAAUCCAAAAUGGUCUGGGAAAUUGUGGCCAUUUUUUUUCAAACAGUUCAAAAUCUUUUUUUUUUUCUAAAUUCCAAUUCAGAUCUCUUCAUUUCUUUUGUUUAAUUUUACUGUUUUGCUUUUUUGCAUAGGAUUAUUGUUAUGAAUUUAUAUUUUCUAUUCUGUAUAUUUUAUUUUUUCUAAGUAAUUUAGGUAAUGGUUUUUAAAGCAUUAGUACAUAUAGUUAUUUAGACAGUGCUAUUUUGACCUAUGACUGUGAUGAAAUACUUCAGUGCAAGGAUGUGUUUUCUUUCUUUCUUUAUGCUAACAACUAGAAUUUGUAUGAACAUGUUGCUUGUGUGUUUUACAGACAUGAUUGAUUCAAAUGUAAAAAUGUUUGUGUUAAAUUUGCAUUUAUUUGAUAAUUGAAAUAAACGAAUGUUUUCAGUACAA